This is a messenger RNA of Symbiodinium pilosum, 1698 nucleotides long. Lineage: Eukaryota; Dinophyceae; Suessiales; Symbiodiniaceae. The record is from the annotation of a GenBank genome assembly.
AUGUCACGGGCGUUGUGCCUGGCCCUGAUCGUGGUGGCUGCUGGGGCGGAGCCCUUGGUUCAGGACGACGAGUGCGCAGGCGAGGAGCAGUGCGCUCUGAACGCACUCCAGCGCCGUGGACAGGCCGUGUCUGCGUCGCUGGAAGGCUCGGCUGAGAAUGCCCCCAAGUGCCAGAGCUUGAGCCACCCAUCAAACAAAAUCUGCCGCUCAACGGUGGAGUGGGCGCACCGCGGCGGCAAGUACGAUCGCCACGCCCCUCAGUGGUUCGUCGACAUGGAGUCGAUCUCGGGCGUUGACUACUACAAAGCCAGCUUGGGCGAUUGGCAGAAGCUAUACUUCUGCGCCCCUCCGGGAGGCAAGCAGUGUGGGGCGCCACCAUGCAGUUGCUCAAAACCUCCAUGCGACGUUUGCUUCCAGAGCGAGGCAAAGUCAACUUGCAGCGACCCCGACAGCAUCGCAUGCAAGCCACCGAAAACGGCCCUGGAGUACAACGGUAUGGCCUGGGAAGACAUGAACAUCUCAGGGAAAGGUCCUUUCCAUGUCUUCGCCAUUGGUGACUGGGGCGGCCUGGACGGCACGCUGCACCCCAUUGAAGGCCGGCCCAACCUCAUCGCAUAUCCUGCCGGGACCAAGGCGGGGCCCAGCGUUUUCCCCAGGACAAGGUUCAACAAGCCACACACAAAGCUGCUCUGCAACCACAAACAGUUCGUUGAGUGCUACAAGACUAUGGGACGCGUGUGCGACCCGGGCUGUGGCUUUGUCAAGGGCCUCGACGACCAGCCCCAACAGCUGGUGGCAAGCUCUUUCAAGCAACGAGCUGCAAAAGCUAAUCCAGAGUUCAUUUUGAAUGUGGGUGACAACUUCUAUUGGGGUGGCAUUGAGAAGACCUGCGGCACACCCAUGAAUGAGAUCUCUUACGUGACCCACCACCAGUUCGACCAAGUCUUUGAGGGCGUCUACAAUGGACCCGGCCUGGAUGGCAAGCCCUGGCUGAGUGUUUUGGGCAACCAUGACUGGGGCGGCCGCGUCUUCAACAACGGCUGGGACCAGCAGAUUGCCUACACCUGGCACAGCAACAGAUGGAGAAUGCCAGCGGCCUACUGGAGCCAGCAUGUUAACUUCGUGGAUGCAGGCUUCUCCAUGGACAUCUACAUGGUGGACUCCAACGCCCAAGAUGCUGAGGACCCAGAGUUGGAUCCCGAGCACAACAUCUGCGGCUCGGCCCACAAUCCAGCGGGUGCCAACUGCGCGUCGCAAGGUGGACCGACCUCUGUCCCGACAUGCAAGGCAUGGUUUUGGGACCUGUGGCGCAAGAACCAGGAGUGGCUGACUGAACAGCUGCGCAACUCCACCGCCGACUGGCAGCUGGCGGUCACUCACUUCCCAUGCGGCUUCGAGAAGAACUUCUGGGCUGGCCUCCACCAGCAGCAUGGGCUGGACCUGCUAGUGACCGGCCACCGCCACGACCAAGAGCUUUGGUCGCCAAACAGGUUGGGAGGGCUCACCUGCUUCGUGACCGGCGGUGGCGGAGGCAUCUCGUCUGAGGCCACACCGAAUAUCCACAACAAGAGGGACUGGUACGGAGAGGCCCAGUAUGGCUUCUAUGACCUCCUGAUCUCCAAGUACAAGAUUAUGAUCACAUCCAUCAACUGGAACGGCUACGAGAUCAUGACCCGCACCGUCUAUCCGAAGAAGUAG